UUAUGAUAUAACUAAGAAUGACAAGAAAAUUGUAUAUAAUUUAGCAGCAAAAAAAUAUUUUUGCCUAAAAAAGCUUUAAUUUAUUCUAGAUUGAUUUAUUGGCCGGUGAUAAAGUUACAAUUGCAAGAGAACCCCAUGUUAAAUAAUGCGCUCCUUUUUUUGCCCCUUAAUUUUUGCCUUUGCAUAUUUGUAUACAAAAUGAAUCUAGUGUUGGAGUUGGGAGCUGCCAUUUCACACCUUUACUUUCUCUCUCUAGACUUAACCCACACCCACCCACAAAAAAAUAAAAAAAUCAUUCAGAUAUAGUUGUCCACUACCAUCCCUGCUUCCGAUGGAGUACUUCUCCGGCGGCGGAGGCGGGUGGGAUGACAGUGGCAACCGGCCCUCCCCUCGGAGAGAGCUGCAGGGCCCACGUCCCUCAGCCCUUAAAGUCAACAAAGACUCCUACAAGAUCAGGAAGCCACCAGUUGCGCCGCCGCCGCCGCCUAAUAACCCACCACCGUCGGAAUCAGAAGCUCCGCCGCCGCAACCCGCCGAAGACCGUCAGCCCGUCAUAAUCUACGCGGUUUCCCCAAAAGUCAUCCACACAACCGUCAGCGACUUCAGGAAUCUGGUGCAGAGACUCACCGGCAACACGACCGCGGACGGCGGCGCCUCCUCCUCCUCGGGAGCCGGGAACAUCUCUCCGGCGGCCAGGCUGGCUUCAACAGAGAAAGCAAGCCCCCCAAAGGAGAGGGAGUUCUGCAACGAGAGCAAUUUCUUCUUGGGCGAAUUUCUGGAAGGCACAGACGUGGAAAUGGGGAGUAUGCCAGGAAUACUAACGCCGGCGCCGGGGAGUAUACCGCCGAUAUCGCCGGGAUUCUUCUCGCCGGCGGGGGACCCGUUUAUGAUGGGGUUGAACAUGUUCAUAACAAGCCCGUCGACAUUGUUUACAGGUCCAAUGGCGUCGCCUUCACCCUCUUCUUCUACUUCUGAUCUAUUCAAUUUCAACCCUUUCUUUGACUUUUAGCCACCCGCCCGCCACUGUGGAAUUUUCCACCUUUCUUUUUCUUUUAAUUAGCUUUUUUUUAUUUAUUUUUUUUUCUAGAGAGAGAAAGUGUGAUUGUGUGAAGGAAAUGAGGAGGAAAAUUCAUUCAUGUGUACACCACACCACACCACUAACAAUUCAUCAAGAAUUGAAAUUGAUUUUGCCCAAAUUGGCUUUUGAUCAAUAUAUAUUAUAUAUACAUACAUUAGGGAUGUAUUUUUUUCUUGUGGAUGGUAAUUAAUUACUUGUCCAAUUUGUGUUAUUUUGAUUUAUUACGAUAUUAUUUGGUAGUA
Messenger RNA from Erythranthe guttata (spotted monkey flower), 1320 nucleotides. RefSeq names its product MAP kinase substrate 1 (gene MKS1). The record is from RefSeq and is a predicted model, not a curated record. Gene Ontology annotation, cellular component: nucleus. NCBI's taxonomy places the organism in Eukaryota, Viridiplantae, Streptophyta, Magnoliopsida, Lamiales, Phrymaceae.